GAAUGUUAUUCUUGAGCAAGUUGAUAGGACAGCAGUAUCAUCAUCAAUCGUAGCCAGUGUAGAGCAGUGUGAAUGUCCGCCAACCUAUGAAGGUCUCUCAUGCGAGUCUUGUGAAUAUGGCUACCGGCGUGUAAACAACGCCCUCUAUGGUGGAAUAUGUGAAAGGUGUGACUGUAACAACCACUCACCGGAAUGCGAUGCGUACACGGGAGAGUGCUCACAAUGUGAUCACAACACAUAUGGACCUCAUUGUGAAUAUUGUUUAAAUGGUUUCUAUGGAGAUGCAACAUCCGGUCUAGCUGAUGCCUGCCAACCCUGUGCCUGUCCAUUAAUGGAACAGGGAUCAAGCUUUAGUGCCACCUGUGUAGCUGACGAUCGAUACGGGUUUGUGUGUGAUCAGUGUGUUACCGGACAUGGAGGACCACGAUGUGACAAAUGUGUUGAUGGUUUCUAUGGCGAUCCCAUGAUGACGGGCAUGGCCUGCAAACCUUGCUCUCUGAACUGUAACAGUAAUCUGAAUACAUCUUCACCGGGCAGCUGUGAUACUGUCACCGGGGCGUGUCUCGUAUGUAGGGAAGGUACUGCUGGAGGUCACUGCGAGAAGUGCGCCCUCGGAUAUUAUGGAGACGCAUUGCAAAGGACUUGCCAAGCCUGCCAAUGUCACGAGGCUGGUUCCAUCUACCCACAGUGUGACGAGGUCAGCGGGUCAUGUCAGUGCAGGUCAAAUGUCACAGGUCGGCAAUGUGACACCUGUUCACCUGGACACUUCAACCUUAGCAAUGAGGGUUGCCAAUCAUGUGACUGCCACUCUAUCGGUUCAUUGGAUGAUAUCUGUGAUGUCAUGACAGGACAAUGCCGAUGCAAGCUCGGGGUAUCUGGUCGAAGUUGCGACCAGUGUAUGGCUGGUUUCUGGAAUUUUGGAGAAAAUGGUUGCCAAUCCUGUGAGUGUGAGCAGUCUGGUGGUCUUUGUGAUCCUCUGACCGGUCAGUGUGGUUGUCCAGCCAACGUCAUUGGUCAGCGAUGCGACUCCUGUGCCCCUGGGACGUGGGGAUACAACUCCAUGUUUGGGUGUAAGCCAUGCAACUGCAGUGAUAUUGGAUCAUCAAGUCAGCAAUGUGAUCUGACAACAGGAGAAUGCAGGUGCUAUAAAAGCUAUGAAGGAAGACAGUGUCUGUCCUGCGGAUUUGGUUACUAUGGAUACCCUAAAUGUCGCAAGUGUCGCUGCAGUCGUAGAGGACGGGAUCCAUCUACGUGUAGGGGUGACCUCUGUGAUUGUAAUGAGGAGGGCAGCUGUGUCUGUAAGGCCAACAUCCAAGGGAAGAAAUGCAGCAAGUGUUUGAAGGGUAGCUUCAGUCUUCAGCCCAAGCUACCUACAGGAUGUACCAGUUGCUUCUGCUUCGGGAUCACAGAUAAAUGCUCUCAAGCUGACUACAUAUCAAAGAGGAUUGAUAUGAUAGAAGAAGAUGCUAGUGAGCUGUUUGUGAGUGAUGGUAACAGGUUGAGUACAACACAGACUGGUGUUACUCACUACUCAGCUGGUGGGGGUGUUAACGUCACUGCAGCACGGGUGGCUCUUAGGACCAGACAUGUGUACUGGAACCUCCCUGAAGUAUUUCUUGGCAACAAGGUCACCGCCUAUGGAGGAAUGAUCAAGUACAAGAUAGACUACACGGAACCAAAGAGCACCGAUGGAUGGUCUGAAGCUAGACCUUAUCUGCCUCAUAUCAUGCUUGUAGGAGAGACACACUCUCUUGUCAUUCCUGUCUCAAAUCUCAACGGAAAAUCAAGACCAAAACUUGAGCUCUAUGAGCACAAUUUUCUCCACCAAGGUACCGGCAUUGCUCCUACCAGGGAAGAGUUCAUGAUGGUUCUUCAAGACCUUCAAGCUAUUCUUCUUCCUGCUUCUCAGACCUACCAAACACUCUCAUCUAGGAUAUCCAGUGUUUACAUGGAAGUAGGAGGACCCAGAGGCAAUGAUACAACUAGCCUUACCGUACUAGGGAUAGAGCAAUGUAAAUGCCCUAAAGGAUAUCGGGGCACAUCUUGUGAGGAGUGUAUGCCAGGCUAUGUGAGGGUACAAGAAGGGCCAUACCUCGGAAGAUGUGAGCUGUGCACCUGUCAUAAACAUUCUGAUGUUUGUAAUGAUGGCAAUGGCAAGUGCAAGGAUUGCCAACACAAUACAACCGGGUCAAGAUGUCAUCUUUGUGCACCUGGUUUCUAUGGCGAUGCUACCAGAGGAAAGAGCAAUGAUUGUCAGCCAUGUGGAUGCCCUCUUAAUAUAUUAUCUAACAAUUUCAGUCCCUUGUGUGAGUCUGCAUCUGAUGGCGGUUACAUCUGUACAGCUUGCCCCCGCGGGUACAGUGGGAGAUACUGUGAAAGGUGUGCUCUUGGUUAUUAUGGCAACCCCUUUGUCCCAGGAGGAAGCUGCCUCCCCUGUGGCUGCAAUGAAUACGGCUCAAACUCUACAGCGUGUAAUAGCACCACUGGACAGUGCCACUGCAUUCCGGGGGUGACAGGACGUAGCUGUGAUGAGUGUAGCCCGAGGCAUGUGAUUACAGGAGAUGGAUGUACUUCAUGUGAUGAUGGUUGUACCGGACCUCUACUGGAUGCUUUGGAUGAGAUGAAAGAUGAUGUGGAUGGUCUCAACACCUCAAGAUUUAUCCCCCCUCCAUGGCCCAUCCUCAUGCGACUUACAGAUGAGAGAAAUCAACUCCAGGAUCAGGUGGACUCUUAUAAUCGAGCUGUGGUUGCUGCCAAUGAAUUGAUCGCUUCACUCCCGAAUGGUACCAAUGAUCUUAGCGCUCAGACAAGAAGGCUGAGGAGAAAACUUGAUAGAUACGCAGGAGGGACUGAGUUGGUUGCUAUGAAUGCGUCGGAUGUCAACCUCAGGGCCAGACUCUUAAAUGAGCAAGUCAACGCAACAUACAAACUCAUUAAUGAAACGGUUGCGGUGUUUAAGGACCAGUUCUUUAACCAAGGUCUUUUACCUGCCAGAGAGAACGCACAGUUGAUCAACAGAGCCAUGAGAGUCCUUGAGGAAUUAAGGGACAGGUCCUUUAUAGAGAUGCAGGUUGCUGCGAUAGAAGAGAGAAGACUAGCUAGAAUGAGUCUCAACAAGACAAGUAAUGGUUACGCUGAAAUGCUUCGAGAUCUUUACGCCAAGAUCGCUCAAGGCAAGGAGGAUCUGAAUGAUUUCAUUCUCAAGUUGGAUGAACUACUUAUCAGGUGCAGAAUGGCUGAUAGGACGACCACCGAGGCCUUUGAAUUCAUCGAAAGUGCAAAUGAUUCUUCUAAUGCCCUUCAGAACAUCACUGAUAUAAUCAAGGAGAAAAAGAGGCAGAGUGAGGGUGAUAUCCAGGAAGCAGAGCGUCUGUUACUGGCUGCUGAGGAUCUUCUUAGAAUGGUCAACAGCAGCUUUCAGAUGUCUGAUGCUGACCACAUGAAUCUGAGUAUACUUCUACCUGACCUUGUACUACGAGCUGAUCAGAGUGACCUUGAUCUGAUUGAGCUUGGUGAAGAGGCAGAUGCUGCAACAGAACAUGCUAUAGAACUCCACAAUAGAUCAGCGCUCCUUGAAAACCUUCUUCUACCAACUCAGCAACAUGCUCAACAGUCUCUUGAAGCUGAAAGGGCAUACUCUGACAUGGUAAAGGCCAUCAAUGAGGCCCAUAAUGCAUCACUGCAAGCCAAGAUGAUGGCAGAUAAAGCAUAUGAAAAGACUUACGGCAACGGUUCUCAGUCACUUGGCCAACAAGCCAGAGAGCUCAGAGACACUGGUUUCAAUCAACUCCAACAGACUUCAUCCCUAGAAGUCAACCUUCAGAAUUUGACCUCCGACCUUGCUGACCUGAAAGGCCAGAUAGCAGAAGUCAAUGCUUUGCAAGAGAAGGCAAGCCAAGGAAUGGAAGAGAUAAAACUAGCUUUGCCCUCACUGGAAGGAGAUGUGACAGGUGAUGCUCAGGGAUCUAUCAUCAGUUCCGCAAGGGCAGUAAACCUAGCAAAGCAGGCUACUGACAAGUCAGCUGGGAUCAUUGUGCGAUCUGCAGUACUAAAGGAAAAGCUGAACGGUAUCGGUGCAAAGUAUCAGGCUUAUAUCAAUGCUACUGAUGACAUUGCCAACUCAGUGGAGACAUCAGCCAGAAUAGCAGAUGAGAUGGGUAUGAAGAUGGACUCAAUGCGCAAACAAGCUCUUCAUAUUGACCGACAGAGGGCGCCAAUGGAACUUAACCUUAGCCAGCUGAGGGACAAGAUUAGACACGCUAGGACUGAGGCAUCAAGGAUCAAUGUAGCUCUGCUUUGCCAAGGGGACUGUGCACGGAGUUAUAACCCUCAAGCUUCUAGCACUGCCUUCAAUGCUCUGGUGCUCAACAUCAAUAUCUCAACUCCAAACAACAUGAUCUUCUAUGUUGGCAACAAUAUUAGUGGUGACUAUCUUGCAGUGGAAACUAUUGAGGGUCAGGUGAGGCUAAGCUGGGAUUUAGGAUCAGGGAGGGGUGAAGUUGUGCACCCAUCCAAUCUCUCAGCUAAUCAAGACUGGUAUAAAGUUAAUAUAGAAAGAUUUGCGAACACCGCUUCUUUGAAAGUGGAAGAUUCCAACCAGGCCAAAACCUCCAAUGGUAGUUCGGUGACAGGGUUUUCACCAGAAGGUAGAAAUGUUCUUGAUGUUAGGGAAGACAGCAAUCUAUUCAUCGGUGGCAUCCCUUCCAACUUUAACAUUCCUGUGUUGUCUACCAGGUCAUUUAAUGGGACCAUAGGAGACGUCAUAUUUGAUGAUGUCACUAUUGGUCUUUGGAACUUCAAAACCUCAGAGGGACCUGGAGAGGGAAGUUUCAGAAGCCCAAUUGUGACGAGUACUCCAGAACCAGGAGCCUACUUUGACGGCACAGGCUAUGCAAAGCUCAGGCAGCCACCCCUCUGGGAUGAAUACAUCAAUUCACUUAACUUUGACAUCAAGACAUUGUCAGAGAACGGCUUGCUCUUCUACAGUUCCUCAGAAGAUCAGAGUUCAUUCAUAUCGAUUGAAAUGGAGGCUGGACGUCUGGCCAUCAAGCAUGAUCUUGGAGAUGGUGUUGGUAUCCUAGUGUCUCAAAGCAAGAUUAAUACUGGAGAGUGGCAUGCAGUCAGUAUCAAUAGGGUCAGACAAAAGAACAACCUUUUCAUUAACGGUAACAAUGAGGGCAUGGUCAAGUCACCGGGCUCAGAGGUCAAUCUUCAGGUCACAGGGGUCAACUUUGUCUAUGUUGGAGGAGUUCCAUCAGACUUCACAAUAUUUCGCAAUGUCACCAACCAGAAAUUCCGGGGAUGCCUUCGUAAGUUCUUCCUCUUCCGGUCUGCUUACCAGUUGGUCAGUCCUGGAAGCUCGUUUGGGGUGACUCAUGGCUGCUCUGAUCAGACACAACGAAGUGUAGGAUUUUCUGGUUAUGGCUAUGUGACAUUCCCACCCAUCCCUCUGUCAAGGGAGUCAGGUAUCACUGUGACCUUCACCACCCUCAUGCCGAACACUACCAUUCUAGCAGCGGGGGAGACUCAGGGAAGGAAACGGAGGGACGUCGAUCCAGAUGCAACUGACAUCUCCUAUGCUAUUGGGCUCAUGAAUGGACGUGUCAUCGUUCAAAUCAACAAUGGUCAAGGAAGAUUAACCCUCAGAUCCAAGAGAGGUGAUAGUCCUUACAAUGAUGGUGCUGCUCACAAUGUUGUCCUGGUCAAAAAUGAUAAGAGGGUAAAUCUAAUUGUGGAUGAUCGUCGCGUUGAUACAGGCCGCCUAUCUGGUACCGAGCUCUAUAUCAAUGCCAUGUCUCCCUUCUAUAUUGGCUCAUCAGGGAAUCUAACCCUCAGUUCUGAGUUCUCUUCUUUACCAAGUUUCUCAGGGUGCAUUGAAAAUCUUAUCGUCAUGAAAGAAUUGCUGGGAUUUGAGAAGGCAGCCAGCUUUGAAAAUGUGACCAUUGGAAAAUGUGGACCUCUAACUAUACCUCAGCCUCUGUUGCCUGCUACACCCAUUCCUCCAGAAGAGCUAGAAACCCUGUGCUAUAAUCCUGGAACACCUUCAAUGGCCAACACAGCUGGAAGGUUUGGGAGCGUUCCAGGCAGUCAUUUGGCCUUCCAAAUCAACCCUCAAGAAGUUGCAAAAGUGUAAGUCUAUAAGUUGAAUAUUGUUUCUGCGUUAGAGUUGGAUUAAUGAUGUAACGUUGGUGAUGAUUUUGGCGGUGGUGGUGGGGGUGGUGGUUAUGGUGGUGGUGAUGAUGGUGAAUUUAGUGAUGAUGAUGUUGAUGAUUAUUAUGAUGAUGAGGAUGAUGAUUGUGAUGAUGAUUAGGAUGGUGAUGAUGAUUGUGAUGAUGGUGAGGCUGAUAAUGAUGAAGAUGAUGAUGAGGAGGAGGAGGAGGAGAAUGAUGAUGAUGAUGAUGUUGUUAAUGAUGUCAAUGAUGUUAAUGAUGAUUUGAUGAUGGUUGAUUAUCAUGUUGAUGAUGAUGAUGAUGAUGAUGAGGCUGAUGGUGAUGAUAGAUGAUGAUAAUGACAAUGAUGAUGAUAUUGAUGAUGAUGAAGAAGAUAGAUGAUGAUGAUGCUGUUAAUAAUGUGGAUGAUGGUAAUGCUGUUGAUGGUGAUUAUGAUGUUGAGGGUGAUGAGGCUGAUAAUGACAAGGAUGAUGAUGAUGAGGAGGAGGAGAAUGAUGAUGUUAAUGAUGUCAAUGUUGUUGAUAAUAAUGAUGAUUUGAUGAUGGUUGAUGAUGUUAAUGCUAAUGAUGGCAACGAUUUGAUAAGGAUAAUGAUUUUCUCAGUGCUGGUGAUAGUGUUUUUUAUUGAAUUUAUUUUUUGUCAGUUUACUCAUUACCGUAUGCAAAUUAAUCUCAUGACUCAUAUUUGAAUAAACAAAAUAAUAUCAUUAACAUGAUCAUAAACACUUAAAUACAAAUACUACAAAUAAGAUAACAAUGCAUAGCUUUGUUUGCCGCAAGAUGAAUGUAAAUCUAUGUUAUUCGCAGUCAGCAAACAGUAAAAUACCAAUAAAAAGAAAUAACCAAGCAUAACAAAAAACAAUAAAAAUGAUGUCAUAUUCUACAACUAUGCUGAAAAAGUUUUAAAAGGGCUGUACAGAGAGAAGGUAAUCAGAAGUCAUAAAGUAAUUAGAGCAUUGAUUUAUCAUAUUAAUGCAUCACCUACUGUAUCAUUUCAUAAUGCUUGUGAAAGCUCAACAUAUAGAUAAUUCAGAUGUGGAUGUUCAUGUAAAAGAAAACAAAAUAUAAUAAUACAUGUACAUGUGUCUGUCGUGUGAAACUAUAUGUCAAGGUGCAUAGAGAUAGGGAAAGCUCUAUGCUUUCAAGAAGCUUCUGCAUCGUUGGUUAGGAGUUAAUCAUCACCAUUAUCAGCUCCACCAUCACCAUCAUCUCCAUGGCCUUCAUCUUCACCAUUAUCACCAUCAUCCUCAUCCUUAUCAUCUCCAUCUUCAUCAUUCAUAUUAUGAACAGAUACAUGUAUUACCAUUUUGCUGUAUAAAGGUCUUAUUGGUUUAAAGGAGUUUUAAACCUGGGAUUGUCAUUUUUCUUUCAAGCAAUCUGCUUAUGAUGACAGUGCUUCUCCUGCAAAUUGUGUUUGUUAUAAUAAUUUGGUAGUAGAUCAUAUUUUGUAAAGAAUGAUAUAAAUAGUUCUUUUUCUCUAUGAUUCAUGGCAAAUACAGUUUUUUUUAAUAUGACAUGUAUGUUUGUUAUGAUAUGGAAAAAAAUUAUUAUAUGAAUGCAGAAGAAAAUAAAAGAAUAACAAAAAAAUCAAUCAAAAUAAUAAAAACUAUAAAGCUCUGGUAAUAACUGAUGAGAAAAGGGGAAAAAAGAUGGAUCGCUAUUCCCUUGCUCCUUGUUUCCCCUAUUCCCAUCUCGUGUAAUACAGCUUAAUUUGUGAAAAAAAUUGAAAUGGAACCCGAUAUGACCCAGGGUGAUACAUCAUCCAGGAAUGCAGGUCAGUUGGAGUUGGUCAAAUAUUAAUGAGGAGGAGCAUGGUCAACUUUGCUACUGACCAAGAGUGAUAGACCCAACAUCUGUUAGAUCCAUCAAACAUGGAAAUACCAUUUGGCUUACAUUUUUUUCAAUAUGUUACCAGUCACCCCAAAGCCAAAAAUGAGUCUCCAAGGGAAGGCUCUCUGUAAAUAGCCCAAAUAGUAAUUUGAAAAAAAAAGAAGAGAAAAUUAGAGUAUCUGAAAGAUUUUAUCUCCUUUUUGCAUUGUGAAAUUUGGAAGUUGCAAAGUUAUAUAAGAGACAAGAUGUAAGAUUUUCUUUGACAUCAUUUUUUAUGGAUGACUGGAAGUUUUACUGACAUUGAAGAGUCUGCGUACACCAUGCUUGAAUAAAUCCCAGACUUCUAACCUUGCUUUCUCCUUAUUCUCUGAAGCUCUCACUGUAUUUUCUCUACAAUCAAUCUAGUACGUUCAUGGAUGAUUGUUGAUCAUUUUUUUCUUCUUCUUGAAACAGUACAGGCGACCAUAUGGUGAUAAGUCAUAUAUUUUGAUAAGAUAUAGAUCAUUCUAAAGCUCAGGAUGUGCCUUUUCAAGAUCAAUACAAAUCUCUCUUU
Lytechinus pictus (painted urchin) is the source of this 8552-nucleotide messenger RNA. Its product is annotated as laminin subunit alpha-2-like. The coding region runs from base 332 to 6133 and encodes 1933 amino acids. The transcript has 43 exons. Gene Ontology annotation, biological process: regulation of embryonic development; animal organ morphogenesis; regulation of cell migration. NCBI's taxonomy places the organism in Eukaryota, Metazoa, Echinodermata, Echinoidea, Temnopleuroida, Toxopneustidae. The record is from RefSeq and is a predicted model, not a curated record. Gene Ontology annotation, molecular function: signaling receptor binding.